Molecule: messenger RNA, 1099 nt
Organism: Hevea brasiliensis (rubber tree)
Lineage: Eukaryota; Viridiplantae; Streptophyta; Magnoliopsida; Malpighiales; Euphorbiaceae
Product: proteasome subunit alpha type-6
Exons: 9
Coding region: 150-890 (246 amino acids)
Biological process (GO): ubiquitin-dependent protein catabolic process
Cellular component (GO): proteasome core complex, alpha-subunit complex; cytosol; nucleus
Source: RefSeq, a predicted model, not a curated record
CCCGACAUUCUCAGCCUUGUGAUAUUGUUUCUUUUUUCUCCUUGCCUGUGAGCAAAGCCUUCUGUGUCAUUUCUCCACACGCAGAACUCACAAAACCCUAGCAAAAAAUCCAAUAAAAAAGGAAUUGAAAAUUACCAAAUUGAGGCAGAAUGAGCAGAGGUAGUGGAGGAGGAUAUGAUCGUCAUAUCACGAUUUUUUCACCGGAGGGCCGUCUUUUUCAAGUGGAGUAUGCUUUUAAGGCUGUUAAGGCUGCUGGGAUCACCUCAAUUGGUGUUCGUGGAAAGGAUUCUGUCUGUGUGGUGACUCAAAAGAAAGUGCCUGACAAGCUCUUGGAUCAUACAAGUGUCACACAUCUUUUCCCCAUUACAAAGUACCUUGGUUUGCUAGCAACUGGCGUGACAGCUGAUGCAAGGACCUUGGUUCAACAAGCUAGGAAUGAAGCCGCUGAGUUUCGCUUCCGAUAUGGAUAUGAGAUGCCUGUGGAUGUUUUGGCUAAAUGGAUAGCUGACAAAUCUCAAAUUUAUACACAACAUGCUUAUAUGAGACCACUUGGAGUAGUUGCUAUGGUUUUGGGUAUUGACGAGGAAUAUGGGCCUAGGCUCUAUAAAUGUGACCCUGCUGGCCACUACUUUGGGCACAAGGCUACAAGUGCAGGAUUAAAAGAACAAGAAGCAAUUAAUUUCUUGGAGAAGAAAAUGAAGAAUGAUCCUCAAUUUACCUACGAGGAAACAGUGCAGACCGCGAUCUCUGCCCUGCAAUCGGUUCUACAGGAGGAUUUUAAGGCCACUGAGAUCGAGGUUGGAGUGGUGAGGAAGGAGAAUCCAGUCUUUAGAGUGUUGUCCACUGAGGAGAUUGAUGAGCACUUGACUGCUAUAAGCGAGCGAGACUAAAUGAUGAACUGUUGAUGGGAUCCUAAAGCAGAUAAAGCAUUUUUCUUUUUCAUAAAAAAAUGAAGCAAUAUAUGGUCAAAAACUCAAAAGGACCGAAAAUCAUUUCUUAAGUCUAGGGACAAUCUGUACUUUUUAUAAAUUGUGAUUAGCCGUUUCUACCUGCAAAGCUUAUUUGUGAAUGUGAACUUUCAAUCAUUCUUAAACUUCUA